Molecule: messenger RNA, 427 nt
Organism: Trichomonas vaginalis G3
Lineage: Eukaryota; Parabasalia; Trichomonadida; Trichomonadidae
Exons: 1
Source: RefSeq, a predicted model, not a curated record
AUGCAAUCCCACAACAAACUAACACUGAAAGAAGCUGCAUACCAGUCAAACAGACUAAUGCAGAGGCUCCUCAACAAAGAACUUCCUUUUGAGGAAGCAAAAUCGUUUUUUCAAAAUUUUUUACAAAACAAACUCGAUUCAAAGCUACUUUCUUUACAUUCACGAGCUUCUAUAGGAGUAUUAUUCUCCCAGUGCCUUAGAGAAUAUGCUCCAAUGAUUCCAUUGGCCAACCAAAGUAAUUUAGACCAGAUGAUUUACAUUAUGGCCUCAGCUUUAGUUUGCCUUGGAGAACCAACAUCAAUAGACUACAACUCGGCCUUAUCCAUACUAGAAAACCUCUUACAAACAAAUUCAUUUUAUUUAUUUUCAUCUGAAACAGCCAUUUUCGCAUUAGAGGUCCUCUCAGCCAUUAAAACGCAAGAAUCAA